UUCUCUAGCAAUCUCACAGUUCUACAGGGCUGACAAAAAGGACUAGAAGCAAAGAAUAAAUGAACCCCCCACAUCCCCACAAAGCAAAGCAAAUGAGAAGGAAACAGAAUCUCCAAAUCUUCAUUCUCUUCUUUAUCUUUCUCUUUUGUUUUCUCUCUUUCUUUCUCUCCCCACUAUCUUAAGGAGUUGUGCUUCACUGAUUUGCUUUCUCAGAUGAGGACAAUCAUGGCCAAGACCCCUCAUGACUCCUCCUUCUCCUUUUCCUUCUCUAGGAGACACUUCCACUGGAGAAGGAAGGUAGAUGAUGAAGAUGGUGAAGAAGAAGUUUUAACCAUCAACUCCGUUUCCCAUCGUUACUCUGAGGAGGACAAAGAAGGAGACCCAAAGGUCUCAAUACCCACACCAGCAUCUGACCUAAAGGUCUCGGUACCGACACCAGCACCAGCAGUUGCGACUUCAGCAUCAUCAACCAGGAAGAAACAGAUGCCGGUAGUGGCAGUAGCGAGGUUCCGUUCAGUCCUCAACGCUUUCGGCAAAAACAGGUCGCGGUUUUCGUCUGGGCUCGGCAGUCGAGUUGUGGGUACCCUCUUCGGCUACCGAAGGGGCCAUGUACAUUUCGCAUUCCAAGAAGAUCCAAAGUCUCAACCAGCUUUCUUGAUCGAACUCGCAACUCCGACAAGCGGUUUAGUUCGGGAAAUGGCAUCAGGGCUGGUUCGUAUUGCGUUGGAGUGUGAUAAGAAGGUGGAGGAGAAGAAAGGAGGUGUGAAGCUUCUUGAAGAGCCUUUGUGGAGGACAUACUGUAAUGGGAAGAAGUGUGGGUCUGCUGUGAGGCGUGAAUGUGGAGCAGAGGAUUGGAAAGUGUUGAAAUCUGUGGAACCCAUUUCAAUGGGUGCUGGUGUGUUGCCUGGGAAUGGAGCUUCUGGGUCUGAAGGUGAGCUAAUGUACAUGAGAGCUAAGUUUGAGAGAGUUGUUGGUUCCAGAGACUCUGAAGCUUUCUAUAUGAUGAACCCUGAUGGCACUGGAGGUCCUGAGCUCAGUAUCUACUUGCUUAGAGUCUAAUAAUCUGAGUAAUGUGAUGUGAUUAUUAUUAGUUUUAGUAUUACCUUCAAAAGCCAUGGAAAUGGAGGUUUGGUUCUCUACUCUACAGAGUAUAGAGGCCAUGUUUUUUAUUCUUUUUUUUUUUUUUUUUCCUUUUGGUUUUUGGGGUUUGUUUGUCUUAGGUAGUGUACUGCAGUUGCUUGGUUAAGAGCAUCCUGGGAUUAUCAUAAGUGGGUUGUGGGGUAUAUCAUCAAUCAAUGUAUAGCUGGUUUUUCCUUUUCUUGUCCUCUGAAAGAGAGAACAGAGUAAUUGCAAGAUCAUUGUCCUCUCA
Telopea speciosissima is the source of this 1369-nucleotide messenger RNA. RefSeq names its product protein MIZU-KUSSEI 1-like. The record is from RefSeq and is a predicted model, not a curated record. Lineage: Eukaryota; Viridiplantae; Streptophyta; Magnoliopsida; Proteales; Proteaceae. Gene Ontology annotation, biological process: hydrotropism. The transcript is spliced from 2 exons. Bases 214 to 1059 code for a protein of 281 amino acids.